Molecule: messenger RNA, 1478 nt
Organism: Cotesia congregata
Lineage: Eukaryota; Metazoa; Arthropoda; Insecta; Hymenoptera; Braconidae
Source: the annotation of a GenBank genome assembly
AUGGCGUCAACGGAACAAAUAGGAUCGAAUAAAACAUGGGAAUUAUCAUUAUAUGAAUUACACCGUAUAUCACAAGAUGCUAUAACAGAUAAUACCGAAAUAGCGGUCAGUCCCAGAAGUUUACAUAGUGAAUUAAUGUGUCCUAUUUGCUUAGAUAUGUUGAAAAAAACAAUGACAACUAAAGAAUGCUUACAUCGAUUUUGUUCUGACUGUAUUAUUACAGCAUUAAGAAGUGGCAAUAAGGAAUGUCCGACAUGUAGAAAAAAAUUAGUUUCUAAAAGAUCUUUGAGACCUGAUCCAAAUUUUGAUUUAUUGAUAUCAAAAAUUUAUCCCAGUCGUGAUGAAUAUGAGGCACACCAAGAACGAGUGUUGGCCAAAUUAAAUAAAUCACACUCACAAGCAGCUUUGGUUAAUUCAAUAACUGAGGGUAUUAAAUUACAAAGUCAAAAUAGACCUCAAAGAUCCAGAAGAACAGCGAAUGAAUCAGAAAAUAGUAAUAAUUCAACAAAUUAUACCACCAACAACAAUAACGGUAACAAUAAUAACAACAGCAGCAGCAACAAUAACAACAACAACAACAACAACAACAACAAUAAUAAUAAUAAUAAUAACAAUAACAACAGCAGCAACAACAACAACAGCAAUAACAAUAAUAUAGUUUCAAAUAUUAAUGCGCCCGCAACACCGAAUUCUGUAAACAAUAAUAUUAUUACCAACCAAAGUGACUCAUCUCAAGGUGCAACAGCGUUAAGUAAUAAUAAUACUGCUAAUUCUACCUCUAAUAAUAAUAAUAAUAAUAAUAAUAAUAAUAAUAAUAAUAAUAAUAAUAAUAGUAAUAAUAAUAAUACGGGUGGGAUUAAUUCAAAUUCAAUGAACAAUAUUUUACAAGCAGCUAACAGUCCAACCAUUUCUGGUACUACGUCAAGAAAUUCUACAACACCUUCACCAAAUCCAGCUAAUCAAAUUCCUAAACCGGCAAAACGUCUAAAAAGUUUAAUAACUUCGGAAAAUGAUUCAUCAAGUGCUGAAGCUGAAACCGGUGGUGGAGAUUCAAUGGUUGAUACAGAAGGCGAAGGACCUAGUGAACCAUUGAUGCUUAAUGAAAUUGAACUAGUAUUUAAACCUCAUCCUAUCGAAAUGGCUGGUGACAAUUCACUAAUUAAAGCUCUAAAAGAAAACAGUAUUCGUUAUAUUAAAACAACUGCUAAUGCGACUGUUGAUCAUUUGAGCAAAUAUUUAGCAAUGCGAUUGACAUUAGAUUUAGAUACAGAACUACCUGAAUCUGAUAGGCUAUUAAAUUUCUGCAUUUAUAUUGCACCACAACCUGGUCAGUAUAUUGUUUUAAGUGGUGCGCAAACUUUACGUCAAGUAAAUGAUAAAUUUUGGAAAGUUAAUAGACCAUUAGAAAUGUAUUACUCUUGGAAAAAAACCUAGGGAAAGCCCCGUCAGCUAGUUUUCGACGCAAGCUAGUCAUGUAA